Messenger RNA from Hypomesus transpacificus, 1430 nucleotides. RefSeq names its product delta-type opioid receptor-like. Gene Ontology annotation, biological process: G protein-coupled opioid receptor signaling pathway; neuropeptide signaling pathway; sensory perception of pain. The record is from RefSeq and is a predicted model, not a curated record. The transcript has 3 exons. NCBI's taxonomy places the organism in Eukaryota, Metazoa, Chordata, Actinopteri, Osmeriformes, Osmeridae. Gene Ontology annotation, cellular component: membrane; neuron projection. Gene Ontology annotation, molecular function: neuropeptide binding; dynorphin receptor activity. Bases 80 to 1192 code for a protein of 370 amino acids.
UCUCCUAUCGGAACGGACCGCAAGAAGUGUUCUCUUAGCCCAUUUCAUUCGUAUUGUGAGGUGGUCAAGCGUUUCCAAAAUGGAAAGCACUCCGGUGGAAAUCUUCAAAGGAGACAAGUGUCUUUCUGCGCUCGCCGAAGACUGUUUCAUUAAUUCUACUUGGCUGUCUGAAUCACAAACUCCCAAUCGCACCCAUAGCGACGAGUGGGACGAGGAGCCCAUGUCCCCAAUCAUCCCCAUCAUCACCGCUGUCUAUUCCGUGGUGUUUGUGGUGGGCUUAGUGGGAAACUGCCUCGUCAUGUAUGUUAUAAUCAGGUACACAAAAAUGAAGACCGCCACCAACAUUUACAUAUUUAACUUGGCCCUUGCUGACGCCCUGGUAACCACAACAAUGCCUUUCCAGAGCACAGACUACCUGUUAAACUCGUGGCCGUUUGGUGAGGUGGUGUGUAAGGUCUUCAUCUCCAUAGACUACUACAACAUGUUCACCAGCAUCUUCACAUUGACCAUGAUGAGUGUGGACCGCUACGUGGCUGUCUGCCACCCAGUCAAGGCACUGGACUUCCGGACGCCCAUAAAAGCCAAGAUGAUCAACGUGUGUAUCUGGAUCCUGUCAUCGGCUGCAGGGAUACCUGCUCUUCUACUUGGGGGUACACAAACAAACAAUGGCACUACAGAGUGUGCCUUACAAUUCCCUGAGCCCUACAUCUACUGGGACACUCUGAUGAAGAUCUGUGUGUUUGUGUUUGCCUUCGUGGUGCCUGUGCUCAUCAUCACCGUCUGUUAUUCUCUGAUGGUCCUGAGGCUGAAGAGCGUCAGGCUGUUGUCCGGCUCGCGUGAAAAGGACCGCACUCUACGACGCAUCACCCGCCUGGUCAUGGUGGUGGUGGCCGCGUUCGUGGUGUGCUGGACACCCAUCCACAUCUUCAUCCUGAUCAAGGCCCUGGUAAGCGUUCCCGAGACCACGGCCGUCAUGGCUGCCUACUUCUUCUGCGUGGCGCUGGGCUACACUAACAGCAGCCUCAACCCCAUCCUCUAUGCCUUCCUGGAUGAGAACUUUAAGCGAUGCUUCAGGGAUUUCUGUCUCCCAGCAAAGAAGGGGGAAAGGGGCCCGGGGAGCAGUAAGGCCAGGAGCACUGUGAGAGAAGCUCCCCUCCCAAUGGAGAACCCAGACGGGACUAAACCAGCAUGACUAGCCAUGGAACUGUCUUCAAUCUCUCGGAUUGGAAAAGAAGACUCAAAUGAUCUAGCCCUAACCCAAGUGACAUCUGCAAUGUGAAAACUAGAGUGCUAUAUACAUUGCCCUUGUUACUACAAUCAAAUUCAAGUCAUUAUGUCAUUUCAGAAUAGGCCUGUGGGCUAUGUCCACGACAUAUGAAGAUAUCAUGCAUCACUAAUCAUUAUUUUUAAACGGAUAAGUGGGAUAUUGA